CAUCUGGAUGAUCUGCCCCGCCGUGUUGACCCGGUGCUGCUGCCCUCCUGCCUUACAUCACCCCCCACGCCUCAGCCCCCUCUCGACUACACCGUUUGGGGUUACGGCUUCCUGGCCGUCACCGUCAUCAACCUGGCGUCUCUGCUCGGCCUCCUCCUCAUCCCCUUCACCAAGAAGUCUUAUUUCCCCAAAGUGUUGACCUACUUUAUCGGCCUGGCCAUCGGGACGCUCUUCUCCAACGCCGUCCUCCAGCUCAUACCAGAGGCCCUGGGCUUUGAUCCCAAAUCAGACAACUACGUGGCCAAUGCAGUUGGAAUAUUUGGAGGUUUUUACAUCCUGUUUGUCAUGGAGAAGAUCCUGAGAAUGUCCCUCAGGAUGGACCGCGAGCACGGCCACAGCCACUUCACUCCUGCAGAGACGACUGGAGAAAACUCCCUCCACAACGGAGACGUGCUGGAGAAGAAGGACUCCAUCAUUUUGACCACCAUCAACACCAUCGCCACCGACAAGAGCAGCCCAGAACCUCCACGCACAAAUGUGGCCCAUCCUCAGGACGUCCAGGUGUCUGGUGUGACGUGCCAUUGGCUGCGAGGGACGCGCAUCUCCAGCAUCAAGACGGUGGCGUGGAUGAUCACUCUGAGCGACGCGCUGCACAACUUCAUCGACGGUCUAGCUAUCGGUGCCUCGUUCACUGUGUCGGUGCUGACCGGGUUCAGUACGUCCAUCGCCAUCGUGUGUGAGGAGUUCCCCCAUGAGCUCGGUGACUUUGUGAUCCUGCUCAAUGCAGGUAUGAGCAUCCCCCAGGCCAUUUUCUUCAACCUGCUGUCAGCAAUGUCGUGUUACGUUGGACUUGUCUUCGGCAUCCUGCUCGGGAGCAAUUUUGCCCCCAACGUAAUCUUUGCCAUCGCGGGAGGAAUGUUCCUGUACAUCGCGCUGGCAGACAUGUUUCCAGAGAUGGACAGCAUAUCGCAGGAACAGACGCGGACUUCGUCAAAGAUCGUCUUCUUCCUGAUCCAGAAUGCGGGGCUGCUCACCGGCUUCAGCAUCAUCCUGCUCAUCACCACGUUUGCAGGGAACAUCAACCUGGGCUAGACGAGGAGAACAAACUGAAAACUGAUGAAGAAAUGAGCUGCUUCCAUUUCUGCUCGCUCGCUGGGCGGACGGUGAAUGUAAAGAAUGUUUUGUACAAACAAAACAUUUGAUAAAAAAAUGCUUUUAUAUGUUUGACUAUCAAUUUAGUGGAACAUUUACUCCAUAGAAGAAGAAGGGAAAAUCUUUUCAAUCAUUUGAUGUAUGAAUUAGUCAAAUCUGUUUUAAUGAGACAAUAAAUUAUUUUUUCAGCCUUCAGAUGGUGAAUUAUCUCCCGUUUAUUGUACCUCAGUGAUGCUGUAAACUAACACUGCCUUGUAUGGCAGCACUGUGUGACCUCAGAGUCUGUGACCUUCACUGCCUCUUUGUCUUUUUAAAUAUCGUUUGUGUUGAAGACGUCAGUGACAUGUGGGACUCUCAGUGAUCGUGCUCCUGUGAGGCAAAAUACAACAAAAAUCAAUACAAUAAUAAUAAUUAUUAUUAUCAUUAUUAUUAAUGUGCAUUGUUUGUUGCCCUCAGGGUUUGUUCACUCUGUCAGUGUCUGUAUGCUUCAUACAAUAACACAUGGAGACAGAUUAAAGAAGCUUUCCAACAGUGCAGAUAGACUUGCUGUAUGUACAAUAUGUGCAUCAUUCAGUUUGACCUUUUUAUUCUUUGUAUGCUGUUCAAUUCUUCUCAUAUGGAAACAUCUUUAUUUUUAAUUGUAUUAAUAAAAAAUAGCUCCCAAAUUUUACUUUACGACAACAGCUGGCAAAGUUCAUUAAAAUAUAUUCUGUGGAUUUU
Larimichthys crocea (large yellow croaker) is the source of this 1872-nucleotide messenger RNA. It is a transcript of the gene slc39a8, whose product is annotated as solute carrier family 39 member 8. Gene Ontology annotation, biological process: zinc ion import across plasma membrane; intracellular monoatomic cation homeostasis. The record is from RefSeq and is a predicted model, not a curated record. Gene Ontology annotation, molecular function: monoatomic cation:bicarbonate symporter activity; zinc ion transmembrane transporter activity. The transcript has 7 exons. The annotation marks the transcript as partial. Gene Ontology annotation, cellular component: plasma membrane. NCBI's taxonomy places the organism in Eukaryota, Metazoa, Chordata, Actinopteri, Sciaenidae.